This is a messenger RNA of Hemibagrus wyckioides, 2955 nucleotides long. RefSeq names its product phospholipid phosphatase related 2b (gene plppr2b). Lineage: Eukaryota; Metazoa; Chordata; Actinopteri; Siluriformes; Bagridae. Gene Ontology annotation, molecular function: phosphatidate phosphatase activity. The transcript has 8 exons. Bases 312 to 1358 code for a protein of 348 amino acids. The record is from RefSeq and is a predicted model, not a curated record. Gene Ontology annotation, biological process: signal transduction; phospholipid metabolic process; phospholipid dephosphorylation.
GAUGUGCAGAAGCAUGCAGUGGUUUGAUUUCUGCUUCUUUGCUCUCCUUCAUUUCUGUUCACUUGUUUGAUUUAUUUAUUGACUUGUUUAUAUUUAUCUCACAUGCACGCACACACACACACACACACACAUACACACAUGCUCACAGUCUUCUUAAUUGAGGACAGGCAUUUCAGUGAUACUGUCAUUUGCGUGUGUGUGUAACACUCAGCAGGGCAGAGAGACAGAGAGAGAGAAAGAGAGAGAGUGUGUGUGUGUGUGGUGGUUUAGUGGAGAUGCUGCUUGACUCUCAUCAGUGAUACUAAGUGUGUAUGAACUUGAAAAGGAGAAGCAUGGACAGAAGAGUGACUGGAGGAAGAGGAGGGCUGAAGAGGAGCACGCACAUCGUUCCCUGCUUCUUGUUUGUGGAAUUGGUCAUCAUGUCAGCGGUGGUCUUGUUGGCAUAUUAUUUUGAGUACACAGACACGUUUCCUGUCCAUCUGCGAGGUUUCUUCUGCUUUGACCGGACCUUCUCUCGGCCGUACCCCGGACCUGAAGAGUCCAGUCGAGCUCCUCCUGCACUCGUCUACUCGCUCGUCACUGCUAUUCCCACCAUCACAAUCCUGAUCGGUGAGUUAGCAGCGUUUUUCUCGAAGCCCGAGUCUCCUCGGGAGAAAACCAUCGUCACUGCUGACUGUUGUUAUUUCAGCCCCAUGCUGCGCCGCAUCGUCCGAUUCCUGGGUAUUUACUCCUUUGGCCUCUUUAUCACCACCAUCUUUGCCAACGCGGGUCAGGUGGUGACAGGAAGUCAGACGCCUCACUUCCUGUCCGUGUGUCGUCCGAACUACACGGCACUGGGCUGCCGGUCUCCACUGCAAUACAUCAGUGAGAAGAAGGCGUGUCGGGGGAAUCCCUCCAUCAUCACCUCUGCUCGCAAAUCCUUCCCUUCUAAAGACGCUGCGCUGAGCACCUACUGUGCCGUGUACACCGCCAUGUACAUCACCUUGGCAUGUAAGACUAAAGGUACGCGGUUAGCCACACCCAUUCUGAGCCUCGCAGUCAUCUCAUUGGCUGUCAUGGUGGGUGUAGUUAGAGUGGCAGAGUACCGGAACCACUGGUCUGAUAUUCUGGCAGGUUUCAUCACAGGGGGCGCUAUCGCUGCAUUUCUGGUUACAUGUGUGAUUAAUAAUUUCAAACAGAAGUUGCCCCCUGCACCUGCACCUGUACCUCUACCUCUACCUGUACCUGUACCUGUCCCACUCCCUCAACCUCCACCUCCAUUUGAACUGCCCCCCAUCACCAUGCCCAGUGUAGAGAGUCCACUCGAAAAGUUAAGUGACCUUCAGGUUUCAGGCACUUCGUUCUCAGGUGUCACAUGAUGAUCAGCGUUAUUUACUCUCCGCCCCUCCUGAUGUUCUUGUCCAAUCCCGUCGGCCUCUUACCAGUGCAGUGUAAACCUCCGCCCAUUACUCUACCUGUACACAGCUCCACCCAUUCCCCACCUCCUCAUAUCAUGUUCAUGCAUAACAUCCCCUUUAAAUCCAGACAAUCACAGAGUUUCACAGAGUGAACACACUAGUGCACUAAAAGUGACCUGUUUCACUACAGAGGACAAGAUUUGAGAUGGGCCCACACUCUGAGGUCAUACAGUCAUGUCUUAGAAUUAAAAAGAAGUAUUAUAUUCACACUAAUGAACUGCUGCAUGCCUUAAUAUGGUGACAAGAUGGACUCAAACCAAGGGGAAGUGGACAAGGGGAAGUGGACAAGGGGAAGAGAGCUGCUUCCAAUCACAGAUAACUGUAGAUAUUUUUUAGUAAUACAAUUUUUUUCUUUGUUACCUUUUAUUCCUAGUGUUAUUCUAUUUCCUACAUAUACAUAUAUACGCUUACUUCCAUUACUGUGACCUUUGACCCCUCUCACAGUGACUCUCUGUCAUAUCUUUGUGAACUCAGCUGUUUAUAGUUAGUUAAAAGCACAACUAAUAAAUUAACUCAACCUAUAACAUAUUAAGACUAAUAAAGAAAAACAUUUUUAAGAAAACCUAUAAAAAUGGACAUUACAUAAAAUAAAAAUAAAAAUAAUUACUAUCAGGGUCAGGAAUUCAGUGCUAUGAACUAGUAUGGAUGUGUAAGAAUGAUUUAUUUUUUGUAGUGAAUAAACAUUAAUAGUGUUUCAGAAAUAUGAAAUUAUCCUGGAAUUAAAAAUCACUUCAUAUCAAAAAUAUUUAAAGAAAAAAUCACUAAUACUAAACCUCAUGACAACUUCUGCCUUUGUGUUAUUGAUAUUACAAUAAAAAUGUAAUUAAUCUAAAACAUAUCAGGUCUAUAAAUACACUCUGUUUAUCAUCAGGAAAAAUCACGAUUUUAAUUUAAAACUAAAGUAAAAAAUGUAAAAAUAUGUAAAGUAAAAAAUAAAGUGUAUUAAAAUCUGAAGAAAAUAUCUAUUUUUAUUUUAUUUAUUAUAAAAAAACAAAACUGUUUUAAAAACCUGAAAUAGAAUUAAAUUAGUAAUAAAGAGAAAAUGAAAAAUAAUCAGCUGGUGUUUCGUCACAGUGUUGUUAGUGUCAGAUAAAUAAUAUUAAUUAAUUAGAAUAUCUAGAAUAUAAUGUAGAAUGUAGAAGACUGAUGUAACAUAUACAAAUCUGUAAAAUGUAAAAGUGUAAAAUUAGGCAUUAAAACUCUAUUAUUCUUUAAUAUUUAAUAAAUAGAUGCCAAGAAUGUAUGAAUCUUCUGAAACCUAGCAGCAGUUUUAUAUCCAGUUUCUGUUGUGUAAAGUUACUCAUUGUUCCUAGAUAUAUUUCUAUAUUUUAAUAUUCUUCAUUUUUAAUCUCCCACUGUGAUGUGGAAAUAUUCUGUGACAUCACUCUGUGUGUUGUUUAGUGUAACUGUAAUGAAACAUUGUGUGUGUGUGUGUGUGUGUGUGUACAGGUCACGGUUUUGUAAAUGGUGAAUAUAAAAAUAAACAGAUUCUACACAG